Messenger RNA from Octopus sinensis (East Asian common octopus), 1210 nucleotides. RefSeq names its product alpha-parvin. NCBI's taxonomy places the organism in Eukaryota, Metazoa, Mollusca, Cephalopoda, Octopoda, Octopodidae. The transcript is spliced from 14 exons. Gene Ontology annotation, biological process: establishment or maintenance of cell polarity; actin cytoskeleton organization; substrate adhesion-dependent cell spreading. The record is from RefSeq and is a predicted model, not a curated record. Bases 65 to 1189 code for a protein of 374 amino acids. Gene Ontology annotation, molecular function: actin binding. Gene Ontology annotation, cellular component: cytoplasm; focal adhesion; actin cytoskeleton.
CCACGCCCGCGCGCGCGCUCACCAAAGGCGCCUCACUUUGGCGAGAGCGAACCUGACCGACAAAAUGGCUCACACCAACCCGACUCCGACCAAGAAGAAAGAAGAAUCGUUCUUCGAUAAAAUUGGAACUUUAACAUCGAAAAAGAAGACCAAGGAAGUAAAUGAACUUGUGCAGGAAGGUAAAGAUGCUAUUGAGUGCCGGUCUAACUUAUCCAACCUUACUAUCGACCCUGAAGGUUACAAACUAGAGGAAAAUGAGGAACGUUCUAUGGUGGAUCCAAGUUCUCGAGAAGAUUACAAAGUAAAGGAACUGAUGAAUAUUUUACUUGGUUGGAUCAAUGAUGAACUUGCUGAUCAAAGAAUUAUUGUCAAAGAUGUUGAAGAAGAUUUGUUUGAUGGCCAAAUUCUUCAGAAACUAAUAGAAAAACUAGCCAACAUCAAAAUUCAGGUUCCUGAGGUAACUCAGUCGGAAAUCGGUCAGAAACAUAAGUUACGCAUUGUUCUUGAUGUUCUCAAUAAUGAAAUCUUUCAGAUUGAUCCUGCCAAUCACGAUGAACUUCAUUGGAGUGUUGAUAGUAUCCACUCUAAGAAUUUGGCUGCUAUACUUCAUCUGCUGGUUGCCUUGGCCCGAUUCUUUCAUGCUCCCAUCCGUCUUCCUGACAAUGUGGCUGUUACAGUUUUAGUGGUUCAAAAAUGUGGAAAGGCACUGAAUACAAGGAAAGUGAAAGUUGAAAUUACUAGUUCUCAUGAAGAACUACUAGAUGAUGGGGAUAUGGGAGCCAGGAUUGGCCAUGUCCGUGAUGCUUUUGAUACUCUUUUGGAUCACGCCCCCGAGAAGUUGAAUCUUGUCAAAAAGACUCUGAUAUCUUUUGUCAACAAACAUCUGAUAAAGGUCAAUCUAGAAGUUACCGAUCUGGAGAAACAGUUUCAUGAUGGAUUCUACCUUAUUCUACUGAUGGGACUCCUGGAAGGAUAUUUUGUAUCUCUUGGUUCUAUUCACCAAACUGCUACAACCUUUGAGGAAAAGGUGCACAAUGUGCAAUUUGCCUUUGAAUUAAUGCAAGAUGCCGGUCUACAGAAGCCAUCAGCAAGAGUUGAAGACAUUGUCAAUUGUGACCUGAUAGCAACAUUGCGUGUCUUAUAUGACAUCUUCACCAAGUACAAGUCCGUAGCCAGUACUUCAUCUUGAAAAUUCAAACCUGCCGAAGCA